AUGACUAAGACGGGCUUGCUCCAAGCAGGAGCUUGGAACUACUUGCGUGAAGAGAUCACAGUCGCGCUGGAGUGUCAACGGUCAGUACGCCUAAACAUUCAUCUCGACAUCCGGAGCGCAGUGUCUGGUUCUGAUAGCAUGCACGCGAACAUCAUGACUUACAUUUUGGCACGUGUGAUCAACCUUUGCUUUGGUCAAGACGAAAGCGGACAGACUCUCGCAUUCGAUGAAGACAGUUGGGCGAAGCUAGAUGCGGAACUCAUGUUUUGGAUCGCUGCUGCACAAUACUUCCUGACAUCUAAGACGCUGUUGUCGCUGCAGAACCCCAACACACAGGUUGAUCAGAAGGAUGUGGAGAGAUUGUGCGGCAUAGCCUACACAAAUGAGAACAAAGCUGCCAGAGUCAAUGCUUUCGGACCCAUGGCAUUCUAUUCCUCAUAUGUUCAAUACAACGAAAAGCUCUCACAAAACUCUUACGAAAUAGCAGCCAAGAUAUUGGAUGGCCAGUUCAUCGAAUCGUAG
Aureobasidium musti is the source of this 522-nucleotide messenger RNA. The record is from the annotation of a GenBank genome assembly. Lineage: Eukaryota; Fungi; Ascomycota; Dothideomycetes; Dothideales; Saccotheciaceae.